Messenger RNA from Colossoma macropomum (tambaqui), 1520 nucleotides. RefSeq names its product hypoxanthine phosphoribosyltransferase 1, like (gene hprt1l). Bases 241 to 888 code for a protein of 215 amino acids. Lineage: Eukaryota; Metazoa; Chordata; Actinopteri; Characiformes; Serrasalmidae. Gene Ontology annotation, biological process: guanine salvage; GMP salvage; hypoxanthine metabolic process. The transcript has 9 exons. The record is from RefSeq and is a predicted model, not a curated record. Gene Ontology annotation, molecular function: hypoxanthine phosphoribosyltransferase activity; magnesium ion binding.
GAGAGGAGAGUUUAGAGCAGCAGGUCGCUGCCACUAAAUCAGAUUAAUAGGCAAACUGGAUUGUGACGUCAGGGUUUAAAACUGCGGGCGGCGUCGUCUCGCGCUGUUCGUGCUGGAGCGGCGCUGUGUGAAGGAAGGCUCGAGCUGCUUGCUCUCUCUGCAUGGGCAAGCAUGACUCCAUCAGCAGCAGCAACAGCAGCAGAACCGUAGAGCAGCUACUCCAAAGACAAGCCUCUGACGAUGGCCUCCUAUUUGGAGAUACUUGAUGAUGACAAGGGUCAUGAACUGAGUCUUUUUUGUGUACCCAAACACUAUGAAGAAGAUUUAGACAGUGUUAUAAUUCCCAAUGGUCUUAUCAAAGAUCGGACUGAGCGGCUGGCCAGGGAUAUUGUUCGUGAUAUGGGAGGACACCAUAUCGUGGCACUGUGUGUACUGAAAGGAGGGUAUAAAUUCUUUGCAGACCUGAUGGAUUACAUUAAGGCACUGAAUCAGAACAGCGAUAAGUCUGUGCCGUUGACUGUGGAUUUCAUUAGGCUAAAGAGCUACUCAAAUGAUCAGUCAACAAACUGUGUAAAGGUUAUCGGAGGAGAUGAAUUAUCUGCUCUUAGUGGAAAGAACGUGCUUAUAGUCGAGGAUAUUGUAGAGACAGGACGGACCAUGGAAACACUGCUAGCAUUAUUAAAUGAAUGUAAUCCCAAAAUGGUCAAAGUGGCCAGCCUACUUGUGAAAAGGACUCCAAGAAGCUCAGGAUACCGUCCUGAUUACAUUGGGUUUGAGGUUCCUGAUAAAUUCUUGGUGGGAUAUGCUCUGGACUACAAUGAAUAUUUCAGGGAUCUGAGUCACAUCUGUAUACUAAGCGACAGAGCAAAAGAGAAGUAUAGAGUAUGAAAAGAAUCUGAAGUGCUGGACGCAUGAAGACUAAGACCACUGUGAACCUUCCCUUCUUGGUGUGCUGGUUAUGAAGAGUUAUUUUUCUACAUUCUUCAUUUCUAUGUUUUAUCAAAGAAGUAUGAACUCAUGCAAUGCAGAGAAGAAAUAAGAAAUGCCCAAACAUGGUGCUGGAGAGAUGUAGAAAAUGAGUAGAAAACUAGAAAAUGAGUCAUGAUUUUGUUUGGAAUCAGUAGGCCUUGUUUUGAUUUUAUUUUAUUGGAUUAUAAAUAUCACAGGUAUAAUGAUAUUAUAGAUUAUAAAUUGUGUUUUGCAUAUCUUUUUAUUUAUUAUUUCUACUGAGGCCUUAGGUGUACUUAAACAUUUUUAUGUUAUCAAUGGCACUUUUCAGUGAUGUGGCAGUGUCUCAGACUUUAAGGUCCAGAGAAGAGGAAAUGUAAGACAUUAUUUGGAGGCAGUGCAGAACUGUACAUUUUGUUGUUACCUCUAAUAAAUCUGUACAGUAUUUUAUUCAUGUCAUGAGAAACAGUGUAAAAGUGUGCUUAAUUGUGUGUUGGAGUGGAAUGUUGGAAUGGUUUGGUAUUGAUGCCAAGCUUUCCUGGAAUUACUGCAAUAAAAUAACACUAGUGUAA